AUGCCGACGUUGGAUGUCAACCUCACCGAAACCGAGGAAGACUUCGUCAACGAGUUCUAUUGUGCUGCAUCAGCACUAGAUAUCACGAAGCCACAGUUGGAGAAGAAUAUGGUCAAAUUCUUGAUGGAAACUCCAGAAGGCCUGCAGAAGCGUCUGGACAAAUUCGGACCAAACCUGACCGUAUCUGCAGUUUUGGGCAGAUCAAACACCUUCCUAAAGAAGGGCCCCCAACUUCGGUUGGCGGUUCGAAAAGCCGAAAACCGGCACAUUGAAAACAUGAUUGCUGAUCGGGGCAACGCCAAAGGAAAAAGAAGGCAAAACGGAAGAGGAGGAGCAAAUGGAGCACAAGGGAACCCGAAUAACCGUCAUGGAGGGUUUCAAAACCGCGGUCAAAACAGAGGCCAGUCCAAUAAAAAUGAAUUCAAGACGUAUCAAGGCCCGAAUCGCCACCAACAACAACAUCAGGACCGUCCGGAACCAGCUCCUCCAAUGAACAAUUACCCGGAUCAACGGCCAUUGAUGCGUCCGUCAACACAAGCUGCCUCCAGCUCUCGUUUCGACAACUAUCGCGAUCAGUAUUCUCGACAGGCAUCACCACCCCGCCAUGACAAUCGUUUCCGCUCUCCAUCUCCUCCAAUGAACUGUCGCGCCUACCCAAGCCGAUCGCCAUCACCUCCAAUGCACCGUCGCUCAUACCAAAGCCGCUCUCCAUCUUCGAGAAACUAUAGGAAUCAGCAAUAUGGCUACCACGAUUAUGAUGGGAACGGUUAUCAGGAACCAACAAGCUCCUCGAAUGUUCGGGAUGAUUAUCGUGAACGAUCACCACCGAGUAGCCAGCAAUUUCGCUCUCCUUCUCCGGUUCAUCAACACGCAUCGUCCAGGAGACGGUCACCACCAGGCCAGCAAAACUGCCGCCCAACUUCACCUUCGUCUUCCUACAGCCAGUUUUCGGAAGAGCCACUUGAACAGCAACACCAGGCUUUCAAAAGAUUUCCCCUGGCUCAAACACCUCUUCCAAGCCUGGACGAAGCUAAGGCAAUUCGCGAGGUGAUGGAAAUGUUGAAGACGAUGUCCGACAAUAGCAUGCUCAUCGAAGAGUUCUUCUCCUUGGCUAAAAUGGAGAACAUCGAAAUCCCAGGAUCUUGUUUCAUUGAGCAAGAAAAUUGGCUCGUUGCGAUAACUCAGAACUUUGCUGAGAUGUUCCAAUGUUUCUCCCUGGACAUUGAAGAGUCAGUCAUCAAAUACACCGGAGCUGAGAAAAAAAAGAGCGAGGAGAACCAAGAGAUGGAUUUGGCAAUUCUCAAACGAAUCGCGGCAAUCAGAGCCAAACGAUUCAAUAUCAAGCAGCUUGCUGCGGAAAUCAGUGUUAUGUUCGGAGACGUGUCGGGUGUUAAACAAAAGUUGAGCUCUCUCCUUUUCUCCCAUAGCUCCAUUUUCCAGUAUGAAAAGGAUAGUACCACGAUUGUGGAAAACAAAAACUGGAUAAGCGGAGAUCCAUUGGAAGACAAAUUUGCCGCUUCGAUCAUUCCUCUGGAAAUUCCGGUCAACGGAGCAGAUUGCAAGAUCCGUCUUAUGCGGUUCCAGAAAUUGGAGAAGUUGGUAAUUCGACCAGUGGAAGCUGAAGCCGCCUUCAAGAAUAUUGAUGAGGAGAUUCAAGAUCACAUCAAGCUUAAACAACUAACGGAUCCAGACAGAUUCUUCGAUGUUGGUCAAAUGGUCCUCUGCCGAAUGAUCCCCGUAUCUUUGGGAGCCGGGACAAAGUGGGGAAGAGGGAUCAUCACAGAACGAAAAGAGAAUACUCUUUUCAAAGUGUACUUGUUGGACUAUGCCAUGUUCAUCGCAGUUGCCGAAGAUAACAUUCGUCGAUGCCCGAUCCGCUUCACCAAGAUUCCAGCCACCGCCAUACAGUGCACGCUCAACGCUUCUGACCGCCAGCUCUUGGAUGUUUACAACAAACCUUGGAAACAAUUCAUGGAAGACCAUGCGGACAACGUGAUCGUUCGGGUUAAGGACCGAUACGAAGAGGGACCCAUCACAAAACUGGUCGUCGAUCUUCUGGUUCGUUUCACGAACAUUGGAAAGGUUCAUGUUAUGGAUCUUGAAUUUUAA
Molecule: messenger RNA, 2109 nt
Organism: Caenorhabditis briggsae
Lineage: Eukaryota; Metazoa; Nematoda; Chromadorea; Rhabditida; Rhabditidae
Exons: 9
Coding region: 1-2109 (702 amino acids)
Source: RefSeq, a predicted model, not a curated record